CUGUCGUCCCAGCAUCCUUUGCGUGUCCAAUAUGGAAGAACUGGCGGUGGAGGUCCGGGGCUCCAACGGGGCUUUUUAUAAGGGCUCUGUCAAAGACAUCCAUGAUGACUCUCUCACCAUUGCCUUUGAGAACAAUUGGCAGCCAGAACGCCAGGUGCCCUUCAGUGAUGUCCGCUUGUUACCACCCCCUGAUGCCAAGAAGGACAUUGGAGAGGGCGAGGAGGUGGAGAUCUUGUCCAGAGCCAAUGAACAGGAGCCUUGUGGUUGGUGGCUGGCUAAAGUCCGCAUGAUGAAGGGAGAUUUCUAUGUCAUUGAGUAUGCGGCCUGUGAUGCCACCUACAACGAGAUAGUGACCUUUGAGCGCCUGCGUCCAGUAAACACCAACAAGGUCAUCACCAAGAACACCUUUCACAAGUGCACUGUCCCUGUUCCUCAGGAUCUACAAGAAGCGUGCCAGAGUGAGAAUGCCCACAAGGAUUUCAAGAAAGCUGUGGGAGCCUGUCGCAUCACAUACUGCCCCGAGACCAGCCAGCUAGUGAUUGUGUCCACCAAUGAGUCAACAGUGAAACGCGUGUCUUUGCUGAGUGACAUGCAUCUGCGUAGCCUCAGGACAAAGCUGCUGCUGAUGUCACGCAACCAGGAGGCUACAAAACACCUGGAGAGCUCAAGGCAGCUGGUGUCGUCCUUCCAGGAGGAGUUCACGGUGAGACUGGAUCUGAUGGGCCUGGCCAUCGGCAGCCACGGUAGCAACAUUCAGCAAGCUCGGAAAGUUCCAGGAGUCACUGCCAUUGAACUGGAUGAGGAGACUGGCACUUUCAGGAUUUAUGGGGAGACAGCAGAGGCAGUGAAAAAGGCCAGAAACUACCUAGAAUUUCUAGAGGAUUUUGUCCAGGUGCCAAGGAACCUUGUUGGCAAAGUGAUCGGUAAGAAUGGUAAGGUCAUCCAAGAGAUUGUGGACAAGUCUGGUGUGGUGAGGGUCAGGAUAGAGGGAGACAAUGACACCAAACAGCCCCGACAAGAAUUGACGCAGGGAAUGGUCCCCUUCACCUUUGUUGGUACGAAGGAGAGCAUUGGCAAUGUCCAGGUCUUGCUUGAGUACCACAUCUCUUACCUAAAUGAGGUUGAGCAGCUUCGUCUGGAGCGAAUGCAGAUCGAUGAACAGUUGCGUCAGAUCACCCAGGGUCACCGACCAGCUGACAGGGAGAGAGGAGAGCGAGGAGAGAGAGGAGGUGGUUAUAAUGCAGAGAGCAAUGCCAAUGCCUCUUCAUCCACCUCGCAUGGCAGCCGCUCCUACAACAGUCGCGGCCGUGGACGCAGAGGCCACGGGUAUAACACUGGAUAUGGCACCAACUCGGAGCAGUCCAAUGCCUCUGAGACUGAUUCGGAGCGCAGGGAUGAACUCAGUGACUGGUCACUGGCAGGAGAGGACCAGGACCGGGACAGGGAGAGAGGCUCACGGCCACAGAGAGAUGGUCGCCGCAGGCCAGGACCCGGCCGAGGCCGUGGAGGACCUGGAGGAAGGGGAAGAGGUGGAAGAGGAUACAGCAACAGCAACAGCUCUGCAGGGCUUCAGGACCAUGAGGACAACCAUGCCUAUGCAGUCUUGGAGACAAACACGGAAACAGACCAGACAGCCGAUACAGACGCAAGUGAGUCCAACUUGCCCGCAAACCGUCGGAGGAGGUCUCGGAGGCGCAGGACAGACGAGGAUGCCACACUGAUGGAUGGCAUGAGCGAGUCGGACAACGCUUCAAUGAGUGAAAAUGGAAUGGAUGAUUCAGAAGCUAAACCUCAGCGUCGUAACCGUAGCCGGCGUCGCCGCCUCCGCCUGCCUGAGGAGAGGCAGCCAGUGACUGUGGCCGACUACAUAUCCAGGGCUGAAUCUCAGAGCAGACAGACGAACUCCAAGGAACCCAAGAAAAACAAGGAUGUGGGUCAGGUGGACACCAUCGCUGAGCACAGCCCGCAGCCUGCCGUGGACACCAUCGCCGAGCACAGCCCGCAGCCUGCCACGGACACCACAGCCACCAACGGCUCCAAAAACAAUGACGUGGACGAUGCUGAUGCUCCCAACGGUGAAGGCAACAGUACGGACAGAACUCCCAUGUCUUCCAAUAAGAGGCCGACCCACGUGUCAUACGACGACUCUGACCCACAGCUUGUGGUUAACGGCGUCUCCUAGGCAGACCAUGGCAAAGGAAAUGAUUUCAAAUAUUUGAGAUUCUGUGGCUGCACUGAAUGUCCCUGUCUUUUGAAGCAGCCUGGGGAAACAUCUUUGACACGAAGCACUGUCCUUUUUUUACUUUUCAAAUAUUUGAAAUCUCUUUCACUGCUCAAGUUUUUGUGGUCUGAACCCAAACUCACAGUAACACGUGUUCAACCUUCCACUUUAUUACAUUUUAUACAAUAGUUCUUCCUGUAUGAGCUUGCCAAAGAUAGUCAAUCAUACACACACACAUACAUGCGUACUAACAGCUCCUCUUAACUGUAUCUUUCAGUCCACUCUUCACUGAGAGGUGGGACUGUACACAGUACUUCAAACGCAGACAGGGACUCCACUCAAACCCAUAAUGUGGUGUCAAUGCAGCAGUACUGUUUUUAUUGGUCUAACUAAUAUCACAGGGUUUUAGCGUAUGAAAGUCCAUUUUACGAGGUGUACGCAGAAAAAGAUGCUUCCACGACCUUUUUUGUCAGAACAUUUUUUUGUUCCAUCUGAGGUAGUUUGUAACUUCAGUGUUCUGCAUGAACAAGUACCACGGUGCAGACAGGUUUGUCGGAAACCCCAACGUACCGUAUGUUUAACAUACGUGUGAUCAGCUGUUGUGCCUUGAGAGUAGAUUGAACAUGUCGUUGCCUGGCUCUGCACACCAUCUGAGAUCCUCUCUGUUAACUUGGUUGCCUUUUGUCCGUCACGGUUGAAGCAGACGAGCUGUAGACGGGUGCAGGUUAACGCUGAGAGUCCCAGAAAGGAUUUCAGAGGCAUAAUCUUUUUAAAUUCAGGUGUGUCUAUUCUUAAUGUUUGUGGGGCAAUUGUGCCCAAUUAUCCUUUAUAUAUACAGUAUAUAUAAAUAUAUAUAUCUGUUGAGGAGUUUGACAUUAGCUGCUUUGUUUUUCAAUAUGCAACCACUUGGGUCAUAGAGGAAUUGUGAUUAUAGAGUGUCUGGAGAUGAAACAAACUAGAAGAGUUGUUUUCUUGCACUGAAAUGUAACCCUGUCUUUUUUUUUUUUUUUUGUCUAAAACAAUGAUUGUAGUCAAGUUUGGAGACUGACCUGUUACUGUUAAGUGCUGGACAGAGAUGUAGCCAUCAUUGCUGGGUCUCCUAGAAACAUCUCAGUAUGACAAAAGGGACAGUGAUGCCAGGCCCUCCCAGAAAUUGAACAUAAUCAUUGAAUCAAAUAUAUGGUCGUCUUUUGAAAUCAGUAUUUAUUUUACAGAAUUCUAAUUGAAGCAGGAAUAAACCAGAACUAUGCUGAGAUGUUUCAGGAAAACCAAGCCGAGUUGAUGACGAUGACACUUUUGAUUCUUCCACAGACUGACUGGCUGGAAACUGGUCCUGACUGUUCCACAUAGGAAGAUUUAUUUGGUUUAUUUAUUUAAAACAAUGUACAGUAUUUAAAAAAAAACAAAACAAAAAAAUCAAGAAGCUCUUUUUCUUUACACUAAACCAUGACACCUAGGGGUUACUUUAGAGACAAAUGACAAUUUGGACUACUGAGUGUUGUGACAUCCAGUAUGUUUUUUAAAGGAUCAUUCUGGUUGGUUGAUGUGCAAUAUGUUUUGUAUGCACGUAGUUCUUAAAUAAACUUGAUCUUUCAUGUAGAUCCAA
Molecule: messenger RNA, 3827 nt
Organism: Solea senegalensis (Senegalese sole)
Lineage: Eukaryota; Metazoa; Chordata; Actinopteri; Pleuronectiformes; Soleidae
Gene: fxr1
Product: fragile X mental retardation, autosomal homolog 1
Exons: 18
Coding region: 32-2182 (716 amino acids)
Biological process (GO): anterograde axonal transport; positive regulation of translation; regulation of alternative mRNA splicing, via spliceosome
Cellular component (GO): neuronal ribonucleoprotein granule; nucleus; postsynaptic density
Molecular function (GO): protein homodimerization activity; translation regulator activity; mRNA 3'-UTR binding
Source: RefSeq, a predicted model, not a curated record